CUAAUUUGUCAACUCGGUAUGUAGUCCGCGUUUAUUGAUUGGAGGUUUGGAUUGCUGGUAUUAGAAUCCGAUGACCCAGACAUAUUGCCAGAUUCCCAUGAUAAGAUACAUUGCCUUCGGCUAGUAAUGGACUCCAGCCGGACAGAUGGUUCAGGGUAUUUAAUAUCUCAGAAAGUAUUUAAUAUCCGGCCAGGCGGGUAAGACGCCCACGAACUAUGAAGCAUCUCAAGUAAGCCUCUCUCGCUACCAAGAUCCAAUUAUUAGAAACCAGCCACAGUAGCGUAGCAGAACCUCUUCAACAUUCUUUACAGCUACCUCAUGUCCACUAGUAGUUAUAACUACUCUCUACCAACAUCACAAUGGCGAGACAGAAGCAUACCCAUGGCUUGAAGAGUAGGACAUCUCACAGCCACGCCGAACAUGUAGACUACUAUGGCUCAACAACCACUACGCCGUCAGAUUUCGCCGGUUUCGUGGAUCCCAUCAUGGACGGUUCAGCAAUCUUCGACGAGUUGUCCCACAAAAGUCUCUACUGGAUCGACGACACUGAUUCUUCACGGAAUCGUAUCAAUGGAGAUGAAGCACCAGUAACAUCUAUACAACACAUAUCAGGAAACAUGGCAUCGGUAGACCCCUAUUCAAAUACGCUGGACAAGUUAAGCGGCGGGAUGUCAGAGUUCUUAAGCAAUCAGAGUGCGGAUGACCAGUCAAUGGACCGGAAUGGGAAACAUCGGUGUUGGGAUCACGGAUGCAACGGGCGCGAGUUCUCAUCCAAGAGCAACUUCGUGAGGCACGUAAAGGAAAGGUCAGGAGCCAGCACCAAGGGUGUCUGUCCCCUAUGCGGGGCGAUUUUCACUCGUAACUCUGCUAGAGAUACGCAUCUGGCCAAGCAGAGCUGCAACAGGAUCCGUCGAUAUUCCAAUGGUCGACCGCGUCCCAGCCGGCUUGCAGUCCUGGGCAAUCCCCGCUUAGCUGCUGCUGCAGCGGCAGCCACCCAAGAUAUCCAUUGGCAAGCGGUGGACUGGGGCGUAGGCGUCAUGGGCGACUCAGGAGCGGCCGGAUUCCUGCUUCCGAAUUAAUGCCUACCGCAGGGCGCGUAGGGCGAGACAACUCGCAGGUACUGUAUUGGUUGUAUUGGUAGGUAGGUAAUUAGAUGGGAACGCCCAGGUACGAAUACCUAGGUUCAGGCGAAGUUUAGGAGACAAACUGGUUAUACCCCCUGUCAUUGAAGAUCCGUCAUGGAAUUCAGGACAGAUACGUAGGCGUAUGAGGACAUGAGAAUACCUAUGAGAGCGGCGCUACGUUGUCGGUUACAGUAGCAGGCGCAGAUCACGAUCACAUCAAGAUAAUAAGAAUAAUUCCAUCGAUCACUGUAACCACACAAUUGUGAAAUGUGGUAGAGAUCGGUGCCCAAUUCCUCCAGAGCCUUUUAAGUUGCCUUUUUAGGUGGGGGGUAUAAUGCUACGUUGAAG
Messenger RNA from Daldinia loculata, 1472 nucleotides. RefSeq lists its product as uncharacterized. The coding region runs from base 360 to 1079 and encodes 239 amino acids. Lineage: Eukaryota; Fungi; Ascomycota; Sordariomycetes; Xylariales; Hypoxylaceae. The record is from RefSeq and is a predicted model, not a curated record. The transcript is spliced from 2 exons.